Messenger RNA from Lactuca sativa (garden lettuce), 756 nucleotides. The record is from RefSeq and is a predicted model, not a curated record. NCBI's taxonomy places the organism in Eukaryota, Viridiplantae, Streptophyta, Magnoliopsida, Asterales, Asteraceae.
AUGAUCAAGAAGGCCCGUGAUCAGGAGAUUGAGAUGGAGCUUCGGACAAUGUGCAAGCCAGAGCAAGUGCAGACAGCAGUGAGCCAGGAUAAGAGGCCCAAGAACUUCGAUUCCUGUAACAGAGGCCAGCAGGGCCAAGGUCGUUAUGGCAAGCCGCACAAUGGGGCUUGUCGAGCGACGGGUUCAGGAUGUUUCAAAUGUGGUCAGCCAAGCCACAUGAGUAGGGACUGCCCCAGGGGUGCUCUAAUUUGCUUCCAUUGUAAUCAGACUGGCCAUACAAAGGUUGAUUUUCUGAGAUUGUCAGGAGGAACAGUGGUGGCGCCUACGCCAGCCACCUUGAGGAUUACUGAUAGCCGCCUGGAUAAGGCAGAGACACCUGUGGUGAAAAGCAGGGCAUUUCAGUUGACCACCGAUGAGGCCCGUACAACACCGAAUGUGGUUUUGGCCAAUGGUAUGAUUGCUCAUGUCCAGUUUGAUUCGGGUGUUUCCGGAUCCUUUGUAUCUCUUACGCUUAGCAAGAAGUUUUAUGAUGUUCCCGGGAUUCUAGAUUUUCCAGUGGAGGUUGAGAUUGUGAAUGACCGUACCGUGAGUACUUUGAGGGUUCAUCGUGGGUGUGUCUUGAAUCUAUUUAGUGAGAGAUACUCUAUUGAUUUAGUUUCGAUUCCUUUGAGAGGAUCAAAGGUUAUCUUUGAGAUGGAUUGGUUGGAUCCCAAUGGGGACAUGAUUGAAUGUGAGCGACAGAUAGUGAAAGUUUGA